This is a messenger RNA of Drosophila miranda, 2144 nucleotides long. Its product is annotated as mucin-22. NCBI's taxonomy places the organism in Eukaryota, Metazoa, Arthropoda, Insecta, Diptera, Drosophilidae. Gene Ontology annotation, molecular function: chitin binding. The transcript is spliced from 2 exons. The record is from RefSeq and is a predicted model, not a curated record. Bases 91 to 1980 code for a protein of 629 amino acids. Gene Ontology annotation, cellular component: extracellular region.
CGGCACUUGCGAAACAGUCAUUCCAGUACAGCACUUUGUACAGCAAGAAGAACAGAACUCGCACUCAAAAGGAAUAGCUGCCAAACAAAGAUGAAGAGCUCAUUCGUAAUUGCCUGUGCCGCCAUCCUGGUGGCCAGUAUCAGUGCAGCCAGCGUGCCGGCCGUGCCGACCGCCAUCAACAAUCAGCUGUAUCGUCGCUAUGUCUGCGUCCACAAGUCGGACGGCUUCAGGGCUCUCGUGCCUGGAAGCUGCUCUCAGUACUACGAGUGCCAGGGAGGACAGGCGCUGGUAAGCACUUGCUCUCGUUUCUUCGACUCCAAGGUCCAGGGAUGUGUCAACUACAACACCGGCUGCAUUGAAGUACAGUCUUCGGCGUUGGUUACGGACAACGCUGAUUCUGCUGUGCCCUGUACACCGACACCCUGUCCCACGACAACUCCCAAAGCACCCUGUGUAACCACCCCGUCUGCCCCAACAACCUGUUCCACAACAACAUGUUCAAGCACAACCAGCCCAACAACAACAACUUGUUCGACAACCACCUCCACAACAACAACCUGUUCAACAACCACCUCAACAACAACAACCUGCUCAACAACCACCUCAACAACAACAACCUGUUCAACAACCACCUCCACAACAACAACCUGUUCAACAACCACCUCAACAACAACAACCUGUUCAACAACCACGUCAACAACAACCUGUUCAACAACCACCUCAACAACAACAACCUGCUCAACAACCACGUCCACAACAACAACCUGUUCAACAACCACGUCAACAACAACCUGCUCAACAACCACCUCAACAACAACAACCUGCUCAACAACCACGUCCACAACAACAACCUGCUCAACAACCACCUCAACAACAACAACCUGCUCAACAACCACCUCAACAACUACAACCUGUUCAACAACCACCUCAACAACAACAACCUGUUCAACAACCACGUCAACAACAACAACCUGCUCAACAACCACCUCCACAACAACAACCUGUUCAACAACCACCUCAACAACAACAACCUGUUCAACAACCACGUCAACAACAACAACCUGUUCAACAACCACCUCAACAACAACAACCUGCUCAACAACCACGUCCACAACAACAACCUGCUCAACAACCACCUCCACAACAACAACCUGUUCAACAACCACCUCAACAACAACAACCUGUUCAACAACCACGUCAACAACAACAACCUGUUCAACAACCACGUCCACAACAACAACCUGCUCAACAACCACCUCAACAACAACAACCUGCUCAACAACCACGUCCACAACAACAACCUGUUCAACAACCACCUCAACAACAACAACCUGUUCAACAACCACCUCAACAACAACAACCUGCUCAACAACCACGUCCACAACAACAACCUGCUCAACAACCACCUCAACAACAACAACCUGCUCAACAACCACGUCCACAACAACAACCUGCUCAACAACCACCUCAACAACAACAACCUGCUCAACAACCACCUCAACAACAACAACCUGUUCAACAACCACCUCAACAACAACAACCUGCUCAACAACCACCUCCACAACAACAACCUGUUCAACAACAACAUGUUCCACAACUACAGCCUGUGUAGAGACUACCACACUCUGUGCAGAGACUACCACUGCAUGCAGCGGAGCCAACACAGCCACCAAGGUCAAGCCCGCCUCCAUGCAAGUGAGACCACCCCGUCCUGCCCGUCCCGCCGGACUACUCGUGGAGGCCAUGCAGCAGCAGGCUACUCCCCAGGCUCAGGAGCUGAACAUCCUCACCUACACCAACUACGUGUGCCGCAACAAGCCCGACGGCUUCAUGAUGGCCUCCCUGAAGAGCUGCAACGAUUACUAUAUCUGCCGCUACGGAAAGCCUCUGCAGGUGAGCUGCGGCGACAAGUACUUCAACGCCCUGAAGGGCAUUUGCGAUCUGCCCGAGAACACGCGCUGCGUGCAGCCCCAGGCCUAGAGCUGGAGGAGACGAUUAUGAGACGAUAUCGAUCACGCUAGCCCAUAGCAAUCGACCAGCACUACCAGACCCCACCUUGAUAUACAAUGUCUAAUCGAUUCUAUCCAAGCCUUAAAUAUAAUCAAAUAUACGAGUAUGCAAAGAUACAAAAAUGUACAACAAUA